This is a messenger RNA of Dryobates pubescens (Downy woodpecker), 1772 nucleotides long. RefSeq names its product WD repeat domain, phosphoinositide interacting 1 (gene WIPI1). NCBI's taxonomy places the organism in Eukaryota, Metazoa, Chordata, Aves, Piciformes, Picidae. The record is from RefSeq and is a predicted model, not a curated record. Gene Ontology annotation, cellular component: cytosol; extrinsic component of membrane; phagophore assembly site membrane. The transcript has 13 exons. Gene Ontology annotation, biological process: protein localization to phagophore assembly site; protein lipidation; autophagy of mitochondrion. Gene Ontology annotation, molecular function: phosphatidylinositol-3,5-bisphosphate binding; phosphatidylinositol-3-phosphate binding; protein binding. Bases 67 to 1395 code for a protein of 442 amino acids.
GGCCCGGCGCGGGGGAGGCGCCGCCGCCGCGGGGGCCGGAGCGGGCCGAGCCGCCGCGCCCGCUCCAUGGAGGCCGCGGCCGAGGCCCCGGGGGGGUCCGCGGUCCUCAGCUGCUUCUCCUACAACCAGGACUGCACCUCCCUGGCAAUUGGGACUACAACUGGAUACAGGCUUUUCUCCCUAAGUUCUGUGGAGCAACUGGACCAGGUCCAUGAAAGCCAUGAAAUCCCAGAUGUUUACAUCGUGGAGCGUCUGUUCUCCAGCAGCCUUGUGGUUGUGGUCAGUCAUGCCAAGCCACAGCAAAUGAAUGUCUACCACUUCAAGAAGGGGACAGAGAUCUGCAACUACAGCUAUUCCAGUAACAUUCUGUCCAUCCGGCUGAACCGUCAGAGGCUGGUUGUGUGCCUGGAGGAGUCCAUUUACAUCCACAACAUUAAGGACAUGAAGCUUUUGAAGACUAUUCUGGACACGCCUCCAAAUACAACAGGCCUGUGUGCUCUCUCCAUCAACCACGCCAACUCCUACUUGGCUUACCCCGGCAGCGCGGCCAGCGGGGAGAUCGCGCUUUACGACGGAAACACUUUGAAAACAGCCUGCACGAUUCCUGCCCAUGAUGGGCCUCUGGCUGCCCUCACCUUCAACUCCACCGGCUCCAAGCUGGCAAGUGCUUCUGAAAAAGGCACAGUCAUUCGUGUAUUUUCCAUCCCUGGGGGGCAAAAGCUCUAUGAAUUCCGGCGAGGGAUGAAAAGGUAUGUGAACAUCAGCUCCCUGGUGUUCAGCAUGGAUUCCCAGUUCCUCUGUGCUUCCAGCAACACGGAGACUGUGCAUGUCUUCAAACUGGAGCAUCUGACUGACAGCCGGCCAGAGGAGCCUCCAACCUGGAGUGGUUACAUGGGGAAGAUGUUCCAGGCUGCUACCAACUACCUCCCAGCUCAGGUGUCAGGCAUGAUGAACCAGGAUCGAGCCUUUGCCACCGUCCGCCUCAACGUCUCUGGACAGAGGAACAUCUGUGCCCUCUCCACGAUUCAGAAGCUGCCUCGACUGUUGGUGACUACAUCAGAUGGACAUCUCUACAUCUAUAACUUGGACCCACAAGAUGGAGGGGAGUGUGUCUUAAUUAAGAAACACAGUCUCCUUGGCUCAGGAAAGAUGGAAGAGAACAAUGAAAACAACCUUCAGCCUCCGUUACCUCAAACUUACGCAGCAACUGUAGCCAGACAAAGUACAGUGCCUUCAACUUCGACCAUGCCAGGCUAUUCAGAGGACGGUGGUGCCCUGCGAGGAGAGGUGAUCCCGGAGCAUGAGUUUGCCACUGGACCGGUGUGUCUGGAUGACGAGAAUGAGUUCCCUCCUCGUGCAACAAAAAAGACGUUUGAAAAACCUCAAAACUUGUGACAAAAUGGAAUAUUCACCCACAGCCCAUGCCACGAGGAUGGCUUUGAACUUAAGACAUACUUCUGGACAAACAGCACUGCUCAGACCCAGCAGUUUCUUCUCCAUUUUGAAACAUCUUGCUUUCCCCUGACCUCGAGCAAGACUUCAGAGGCUCAGCUGUUAGGAGUGAGGAAAAGCAGCUUCAGUCUAACACAGGAUCUGUUGAGAUUGUUGAAAACUGCCUCUUGGUUAAACAGGAGGAGGUACAGAUCAGGGAAGAGAUGAGAAGCCCAAGGAGGGCUCAUAAAACAUAGCCUCAACAAGAGCAAAAGCGGAUGUUGCUACUGAUUGCGCCAGGCUGCUGAAGGAUCCUGCAGCAAGAGGUCAGCAAGUUCAGC